AUGGACGCUCGUCUCCGCCGCGUGAACAAAGAAAUUGCAGACUGCAAGAACGACAAAUCGUCCAGUGUCAAUAUUGAGCUCGUGGACAAUUCGCCGUUUCAUCUGAUAGGUGAAUUCAAGGGUCCGGAAGGAACACCCUAUGAGGGUGGUCACUUUCAAGUGGAUAUCAUAAUCCCCGAUUCAUAUCCUUUCCAGCCCGUGAAGAUGAAGUUUAUCACGAAAAUCUACCAUCCGAAUGUUUCAUCGGCAUCCGGCGCGAUCUGUCUCGACAUCCUGAAGGACGCAUGGAGUCCCGUCCUCACGCUCAAAUCUACACUCAUCUCGCUGCAAUCCCUCCUUUGCUCACCAGAACCGCGAGACCCGCAGGACGCAGAGGUGGCAAAACAUUAUAUGACAAGCAAGAGCAGCUUCGAGGAGACAGCGCGAUACUGGACUUAUGAACACGCAGGUGGACCAUUACCAGAGAAUAUGAAGGGGAAGGCGGGUACCGUGCGAGACCCAAUCGCCCUGGCGGGACUGAAUAAGGCCCAUGUUGAGCAAUUUGCAGACUUGGGCUUUGAAAAGAGCAAGGUUAUCGAUGUGUUAAGACGGCUCAAUUACCGCGGCGCAAAUGUGGCACAGAUUGGGGACGAUAGAGUGGUAGAAGAGCUAUUGAAGUCAUGA
This is a messenger RNA of Fibroporia radiculosa, 663 nucleotides long. RefSeq lists its product as uncharacterized. Gene Ontology annotation, cellular component: nucleus. Gene Ontology annotation, biological process: proteasome-mediated ubiquitin-dependent protein catabolic process; protein polyubiquitination. The record is from RefSeq and is a predicted model, not a curated record. Lineage: Eukaryota; Fungi; Basidiomycota; Agaricomycetes; Polyporales; Fibroporiaceae. The transcript has 4 exons. Gene Ontology annotation, molecular function: ubiquitin conjugating enzyme activity; protein binding. Bases 1 to 663 code for a protein of 220 amino acids.